UUUGGGAAGAAACAGAUCCUAUCACCGUAGCACUUGAUUCUUUUGCAAUAAUAAUUAGUCUCUCCUAGAUUUACCCGACAUCACUGUCAGCCUGUGAUGCCUCCGCUCGCUCUCCGUCCCUUGACUCACUCACUUGCCAGCAAUAGAAGAAGAUAUUAACAAGGACUGCACACCAGCGUUGCUUGAUGGAUCCUGAAACAUUCGCGCCCGGAAAUCCCCCGGGCCCAAACGAGACAACAUCUCAGCCAGCGGGUGGCCAGCUGAUUAUCCCAUCUCAAUACGAUGCUGUUUCCGAGCAGACUUCUGCCGGGCUCGUCAACCAGCUCCUGGUCAGGCCGCACCUGUUGGACGUGGCCGUGGCCGUGAGGAGGUUCUCGUCGCCCUCCAUCCAGUCCGGCCAGCAACGGCUGACCGAGAACAUGGAGGCGGCGAGGACGGCGUAUGCCAAGGCCGUCGUGGCGAUCCAGAAAUCCGUCAAGGACAUGGACGCCGUCACCAUCCUGACCCGCACCUCCGAGCAUGACGUGGCACAGACGGCGAUCGAGCUCUUCAACUCGCCCUCUGGCGAGGAUAAUAAAGGCCGGGUCUCCCAGUUCAUCGACAUCCUGCACCACUAUUCGGGCGUCUUUGACGUGCUCUCCCAGGCGGGCGACUUUGCCUACCUGGCAGUGGUGUGGGGUGGAAUCAAGAUGUUGUUGCUCAUGGCCAAGAACAAGAAAGAACUCCUUACCAGGGUGACGGACAUGCUCGUCGAGAUCGGCCUCUCGCUCUCGCGCAUCGAGGUCUACGCCAAGCUCUUCCCGACGGCGCGCAUGGUCGAGCUCGUGUCCAUGAUCUACGCCGCCGUGGCCGAGUUCCUCGAGGACGUGAUCCUCCACUUCGCCCGCAAGUCGGCCCUGCGCCUGCGCGUGCUCCUCUCCGCCUUCGUCCGCCCCUUCGACGAGAAGUUCGGCCGCGCCGUCGACCGCAUCCGCCGCCUCGAGACCUGCAUCGAGAAGGACGCGCUGCUGCUGCACGCCCUCCGGACCACCAGCAUGGCGCAGCACCACCUCGGCGCCUACCUUCAGCGGGCGCACCUGACGACCGCCCUGGACGCGCACGCGCAGCCGCACCCGCUGGAGGAGCCCGCGCCGUCGUCGUCGUCGUCGUCGUCGUCCGUCCCCGCUCCCGCUCCUCCCGUGCCGGCGCUGCUGGAGGAGGUCAAGCGGGCGCUCUUCCGCGGGCUGCGCGACCAGGCGACGUACCACGAGUCGCUGGCGGCGACGUACCGCGUGACGGCGAGCGCGUGGGAGGAGUGGUUCGCGGUCGAGCAGCGGCACCUCCCCUCCUCCUCCUCAACCUCCUCGACGACGACGACGACGACGACGACGGGGGGCGCCGCCCGGCUGAGCCAGGGCCUGUGCGACGCGCCGGACCACCAACACGCGCUGCAGUGGCUCGCCCAGCAGCGCCGCCUGACGCCGGAGCUGCCGAGCUGCUACCUCGUGUGGGCGCCCGGCAUGACGGCGCAGGCGGCGGUCGCGUCGCUCGUCCUGCAGGUGCUGCUGCAGCGGCCCGGGGCCGUGGUCGAGCUCGGGCUGGACCGGCCGGGCGUGUUCGACCGCGCGCGCGACUCCAUCGCCGCCCUCUGGGGGCUCUUCACCUACCUGAUGCGCGCCAUGGGCGGCGGGCUGGUGUACAUGUCGAUCGGGUCGGCCGGGGAGGAGGAGUUCGCCAUCGUCGACCGGUUCGUCCGCACCGUGCGCGCGUGGGACGGCCCGCCCAUCUGGGUCACCAUCAUCCACCCGCACAACGGGGGAUUCGUGGGCAUCGACCGGGCCACCGACCUGGACGGGCUGUACGACGUGCACCCGUCGCUGACCACCACGGACGCGCUGCACCACGUGCUGAUGCUCGAGCUCGACAUCCACCACGUCUCGGACACGAUCCAGACGGUGCUGUGGGAGGCCGCCUGGCGGGAGACGAGGUAUGCCUCGGUGGGGAUCAGCUUCUCGCGCGUCGUGGCCGUCAUGGAGGACCUGGCGAGGGAGCUGGCGACGAGGAAGACGGACGUCGACAACGACGGAGGAGGAGGAGCGGAUCCGGUGCUGACGGAUGCUGCGCGCGAGCAGUGGAUGGAGGGCGUGAGGAGGUGGCUGAGCCACCCGGGCGCAUCCAACUGCACGCGGGAGCUGGUCCAGAGGCACCUGGACGUCGUGCCCCUGGCGUUCCCCGACGACGUCCGUGCCGAGGUCGGGCGCCAUCUGAAGCGUCUCGUGCUGCGGAUCGACGACGACGAGAGCAAGACCAAGUCGUUCGCGUCCCGGUCCAUGACCGAAGCACAGCGGCACCGCGUCUGGGAUCACAUGAGGGCCGCCAUCGUCCCGGGCUCCGAGGCCAUGUUCUGCGCGCACAUCCGGGACCUGAUGUCGGAGGCGCUGCAAGUCUUUGCCGAGAUGCCGUGCCACACGCCGAAGCAGGCGACCUACGUCGUGGCGCGAUUGCUUAACGGCCGAUUCGGGGCCGACGGGGUCUGGAAGAGUACCAUGCCGACAGACGCGCAGCUGAUGGUCCACGGUAUUAAGGAGGCCGUCAAGACGGGAUUUGCGCGUACCAUCGAGGCCUUGUCGGAACCGGAGGGUGCGCACGAAGUCGCUGGGUGACUUGAAGGUUUUCCAUUCAACAUGCUCUUCUCGCCCCAUACGGUGCUAAUUAAUGACAAUAAUACUUCGUAGACCUGGCCGGCUUGCUGCUGGUUUACUCCGUAGAUCUU
Molecule: messenger RNA, 2752 nt
Organism: Thermothelomyces thermophilus ATCC 42464
Lineage: Eukaryota; Fungi; Ascomycota; Sordariomycetes; Sordariales; Chaetomiaceae
Exons: 2
Coding region: 186-2642 (818 amino acids)
Source: RefSeq, a predicted model, not a curated record